Messenger RNA from Malassezia sympodialis ATCC 42132, 1251 nucleotides. RefSeq lists its product as uncharacterized. Bases 1 to 1251 code for a protein of 416 amino acids. NCBI's taxonomy places the organism in Eukaryota, Fungi, Basidiomycota, Malasseziomycetes, Malasseziales, Malasseziaceae. The transcript is spliced from 2 exons. The record is from RefSeq and is a predicted model, not a curated record. Gene Ontology annotation, molecular function: 2 iron, 2 sulfur cluster binding.
AUGUGCGUGCGCCGUACUCACGCAGCAAUACGACUUUGGGAUCCGGACCGGUGCCUCGUCGACGGGCCUGCGGGCGUGUGUGUACGCCGUCUCGAUCGACGCAGGCGUGGUGAGCAUCGAGGCGCCUACCGACGAGACGGACCACGGUGCGUCGGUGUGGACGCUCGCGGCGCGCCGCCCCAUCUCGGACGGUACGUGCAUGCGACUGACGCAGCGUGGGCCGACCCGCCGCCUCUGCGGCCGCGCGCGGAGGACGCGCCCAGCACGCUCGCGAGCCUCGGCGAGGCGGCCACAUUCGACCCGAGUGCCGUGCGGCGUCCUGAGCCGGCGCCCACGACGCUCGUGGCAUGGGCCACGCUGAUCCUCCGCACGCCGUCGCCGCUGCACAAAGUCGCGUACACGCGCUUCGCGUACGAGGCGUGUGCGCAGGGCAUCCCCAUCGGCGGCGGCGCGUGGGAGAAUGGCGCGUGGAUCACGCCCGACAGCGAGCAGCCGCCUGUGUGGCCGCCCCGCAUGCCCGACGAGCAGCGCGUGCGGCCUGGCCACGAGGGGAAGCGCGGCAAGGGCGGCACGGAGCGCAGCCGCAUCGCCCUGCUGCAUGCGCUCGCGAACAUCGAGCAGUGGGCCAUCGACCUCGCGUGGGACAUCAUCGCGCGCGGCCCGCGGCUCAGUGCGCGGCACAUGCAGACGCCGACGGACGCCGCCCCGGCGGUGCCCCUGCCGCGCGCCUUUUUCGACGACUUUUGCCGGGUCGCCUACGACGAGGCCAAGCACUUUACGCUGCUCCAGCAGCGCCUCCUCGAGCUCGGCUCGUGGUUCGGCGCGCUGCCGGUGCACCACGGACUGUGGGAGGCCGCCAUCGAGACGUCCGAGGACCUGUUCGCGCCCAUUGUGCACCUCGUGCACGAGGCCCGGGGCCUGGACGUGAAUCCAGUCACGAUCCGCAAGUUUGCCGCCGCGGGCGAUACCGAGUCGGUCGAGUCGCUGCAGACGAUCCACCUCGACGAGAUCACGCAUGUCGCGGCGGGCCACCGCUGGCUCACGUUCCUGUGCGAGGCGCACCCCCAGCACCUCGCGCCCGUGGACGUGUUCCGCGGCGCGGUGCAGCGGCACUUUGCGGGGCGCCUCAAGGGCCCCUUCAACGUCGCGGACCGCGCCGAGGCCGGGCUCACGCGCGACUGGUACGAGGACCUCCAGGGCGCCAAGCACGACGCCACCGGCGUGGAGCGCAACGAGAUCAGCGGCGGCUAG